AGUACAUAUUUUAUGUGUGUUUGUGUGUGUGUGUGUGUGUGUGUGUGUGAUUUAGAAUUAAUGCCAUUAAAGAAAUGCCACAUAUAAAAACAUUGUAUUUUUUUACUCAACAGAGCAGGAAAUUGAAGAUUUCUUUAGAAGAUAUUUCCAAGCAGAUUCAGUUGAUUCAGAGCUCAUCAAGACAGCAUAGAAAAUGUGAAUCUCCACUGAAAGAUCAUGGCUUUUGGGCAGGGCUGUGCACAGUCCUAGGAGUACCCAAUACAUCAACAAAUAGGUACCGACUUAGAAGAGCACACUUCAGCCACUGUAAGGAUUUAGUUACAGGAGAAGCUGUGAAUAAUUUGAAAGAUGUGCAGGAGGUAAAAGAUGCGCAGAAGGUGGAAGACAUCCAGGAAGAGGAGGAUGUGCAGGAGAAGGAUACUGAUGUGCAGGAGGUGGAAGACAUCCAGGAGGAGGAUGUGCAGGAGUUGGAAGAUGUACAUGUGGUAAAAGAUGUGCCAGAGAAAGAAAAUGUGGAGAAAGUGGUACAUGUACAGAAGGGAAAAGGCGUGGAAAUUGAUAAUGUACAGGAGGUGGAAGACAUCCAGGUGGGGAAGGAUGUGCAGGAGGAGGAUGAUGUGCAGGAGGAGGAUGAUGUGCAGGAGGAGGAUUCCAGUGAUGACAGUAAGGAGGAAUUCUUUACCCAGCAUCUUCCAUUACCUCCAACAUUCUUUUUCAUUCCACAUUCAGCUUGGAGAAAUCUACGAAAAAAUCAAAGAAAGAAUCACUUUAAGGGAUUGCAAUGGACAAAUAUUUUUGCAAAAGGCAUUCGAUCUGUACACCCAUGUUGCAGUUUUGCAUUUUUAGGCCACAGAGUUAAAGUCAUUGGAUCAAAAAGGAACGCACCCCUUUUUAAAUGCUCGGGGUAUUGUACAUUCAGUGACUGCCCAGUUGAAGUAGACGUUGUUGUGUACAGUGAAGCUACACUUAAAGCACAUGUGUUCUUCAGAGGGGAAAUGGUAGUGCACAGCAAAACUGAGCUGAAAAGACGACCUGUCAGAGCAGAAGAACAAACCAGAAUAAGUCAGCAGCUUGUAAACAUGCUUCCAAGAGCUCUGUAUCUAGAAAACAUGCAUAAAUUAAAGACUUCUGUUCUUGAGUCUGGAUGCAGGGAUGAAGCUCCAACUCCUGGUGUUCUGAAGUCUAUCUCCUGGAGACAAAGAAACAAAAAGAGGAAACAUCAGAAUGAAGUUUUAAGUCUUCAGAAAAUGGUAGAGGAAAAAAUUGACUCACCUUUUCAUUUCAAACUGAUCAUGUCAGACUUCAUGGACACAGAAGCACAAAACCAGUGA
This is a messenger RNA of Astyanax mexicanus (Mexican tetra), 1331 nucleotides long. RefSeq lists its product as uncharacterized. The record is from RefSeq and is a predicted model, not a curated record. Bases 75 to 1331 code for a protein of 418 amino acids. Lineage: Eukaryota; Metazoa; Chordata; Actinopteri; Characiformes; Acestrorhamphidae. The transcript has 3 exons.